AUGGCGGAGAGCCCGGCGGCCGAGGACGCGGCCCCGGCCCCGGGCGGCGGCAGCGCCUCCCCCAGCGCCGCCGGCUCCGCGGGCACCCCCGGCGUCUUCAUCCCCGCCGAGCUCUGGGCGGCGGCGGGUUUCGGCGCGGCCGCGGCGCCCGGCGGCGGAGCGGCUCCCGGUAGCGGCGGAGCCCCCGAUGGCGGGGCGGCGGCGGCGGGGGCCGCGCUCCUCACGCACUCCGCCUUCUGGGACCCCACGGUCAGCGGCGACUGGGACAGCGAGCGGCCCAGCCCGGCCUGCCUGCUGCGGAUCAAACGGGAUAUCAUGUCCAUUUACAAGGAGCCGCCACCGGGAAUGUUCGUUGUGCCUGAUCCCCACGACAUGACCAAGAUCCACGCGCUGAUCACGGGCCCCUUCGACACCCCCUACGAGGGCGGCUUCUUCCUGUUCCUGUUCCGCUGCCCCCCGGAUUAUCCCAUCCACCCGCCCCGCGUCAAGCUCAUCACCACGGGCAACAACAGCGUGCGCUUCAACCCCAACUUCUACCGCAACGGCAAAGUCUGCCUCAGCAUCCUGGGCACGUGGACAGGCCCAGCCUGGAGCCCGGCCCAGAGCAUCUCCUCGGUGCUGAUCUCCAUCCAGUCCCUGAUGACAGAGAACCCGUACCACAACGAGCCCGGCUUCGAGCAGGAGCGGCACCCCGGGGACAGCAAGAACUACAACGAGUGCAUCCGGCACGAGACGAUCCGUGUGGCCGUGUGCGACAUGCUGGAGGGGAAAUGUCCCUGCCCCGAGCCCCUGCGGGGCGUGAUGGAGAAAUCCUUCAUGGAGUACCUGGACUUCUACGAGGGCGUGUGCAAGGAGAGGCUGCACCUGCAGGGACAGACCAUGCAGGAUCCCUUCGGGGAGAAGCGCGGCCACUUCGAUUACCAGGCGCUGCUGGGGCGGCUGCAGGGGAUCCGGGCGCGGCUGCAGGAGCGGCACCAGCAGCAGGACAGCGCCGAGAUGGACUCGGAGAGCAGCUCCUCGGAGCCCGAGCCGGACACGCAGGGCUGCCCCCGGCCUUAGGCACGGCCGGCCCGGGGCCCGGGGCAGGGCCAGCGCCCGGGGCUGAACCGGGGCUGAACCGGGCCAGAGCUCAGAGCCUGAGACUGAACCAGGCCAGAGCUCAGAGCUCCAGGACUGAACCGGGCCAGAGCCCAGAGCUCCAGGACUGAACCGGGCCAGAGCCCAGAGCCUGAGACUGAACCGGGCCAGAGCCCAGAGCUCCAGGACUGAACCGGGCCAGAGCUCAGAGCCUGAGACUGAACCGGGCCAGAGCUCAGAGCCUGAGACUGAACCGGGCCAGAGCCCAGAGCUCCAGGACUGAACCGGGCCAGAGCUCAGAGCUCCAGGACUGAACCGGGCCAGAGCUCCAGGACUGAACCGGGCCAGAGCUCCAGGACUGCAGCUGGGCCGGCCCAGCACGGACGGGGACUGCAGGAGGGUCAGCCCAGCACGGACAGGGAUUGCAGCACGGCCAGCCCAGGGCUCAGAACUGCGGCUGGGUCAGCCCAGCACAGCCAGGAACUGCAGCAGGACCAGCCCCAGGGCUCCAGAGUGCAGCAGGAUCAGCCCAGGGCUCCAGGACUGCAGCAGGGUCAGCCCAGGGCUCCAGGGUCAGCCCAGCACAUCCAGCCCAGGGCUCCAGGAUUGCUCCAGGAUUGCUCCAGGACCAGCCCAGGGCUCCAGGAUUGCUCCAGGACCAGCCCAGGGCUCCAGGACUGCAGCAGGGUCAGCCCAGGGCUCCAGGGUCAGCCCAGCUCAUCCAGCCCAGGCCCCGGCGCCGCAGCAUUUUCAGCAUUUUCCCCUCCCGGCUCCUUCUUUUUUUUUUUUUUUUUCCUUUUUUUUUGUGUUGUUGUUUUUCCUUCCCCUCCCUCCCUGCACCGAUGGAUUUCCCCGCCCGGAUCCGCCAGGAGAAUUUCACUGGGAAUUCCCCUCAGAGAGAGAAAAAAAAAACAAAACCAAAACGCGAGAGGCAAAGGAGAGCUGGGGACGGCUCUUGGACAAAGGAACUUCCUGGAAUGUGGCAUCAGGUUGGUUUUUUGGGGUUAUUUCGGACAACACCUGCACUGGUCGGGAUUUUUUGGGAUGGUUUUUUUUGUUGUUUUGGGGGUUUUUUUGUUUGUUUUUCUUUGGUUUUUCCAGGUUUUUUUUUUUCCCCCCUCCGUUUGAUUAAAGAUGAGCUCCAGACUGCAAAACCCUCCCGAGGUUUUUGUGCUCCUGAGCCAGGGGGAGCCUCUCCCCGGAAUUCCGGCGGUGCCUGGACAACCCUGGAUAAUCCCAGGGUGGGAUUUGGGGGCAGCUGGCGCCUCCCCGGAGUCGCUUCUCCGAGGCAGACCAAAGAUAAAGAAAGGAAUUCUCACCGCUGGAAUUGGGGAUCCUUCCCAAAAAAAGCUUUACUCGAGCCCUGGGGAAUUCCUGUGGGAAUUGGGAAGUGCAGGAAUCCAUGGAUUCGUUCACCCUGGAGGUUUGGGGAGAGGGAGGAGGAGGAGCAGCUGAAGAUCAGUUUCUGAAAUUUCCUCCAGCGUCGCUUUCGGGAAUUUCGUGGGUUUUUUUCGGGAAUUUCGUGGUUUUUUUGGGGAGGGUUUUUUCUCUUUUUUUGGAGCCGGUUUUGUUUCCUCACCUGGAAUUCUCUGAUUCCCACCCUGGGUCCCCUCCUGUCCCCUCCCUGCCGCCCCAGGGCAGGAGGGACAAUCCCACAGCGCCGGCCGGAUUCCUGGGACAAAUUCCCGGUAAAAAUUCCGCGUUUUUGGGAGCUCCGGGUCGGUUUGUGCUGAGCAGUGACCCGGGGAGCUGGAGCCGGGAAUUCCGCCUUUUCCAGGGAGGAUCCUCUGGAGCAGGGGUUGGGCCCUCGGGUUUUUUUGGCCCCAAUCCCGAUGAUUUUUCUUGGAGCACCGAGCUGCACGUUCUGCCCUCGCCCAGCUCGGAUCGCUGCCGGCACUGGGAGAACUUCCCGGGAUCCUCAGAUCCCAGAACUUCCCGGGAUCCUCAGAUCCUAGAACUUCCCGGGAUCCUCAGAUCCCAGAACUUCCCGGGAUCCUCAGAUCCCAGAACUUCCCGGGAUCCUCAGAUCCCAGAA
Messenger RNA from Hirundo rustica (Barn swallow), 3112 nucleotides. RefSeq names its product ubiquitin conjugating enzyme E2 Z (gene UBE2Z). Lineage: Eukaryota; Metazoa; Chordata; Aves; Passeriformes; Hirundinidae. Gene Ontology annotation, biological process: negative regulation of apoptotic process. The record is from RefSeq and is a predicted model, not a curated record. Gene Ontology annotation, cellular component: nucleus. Gene Ontology annotation, molecular function: ubiquitin conjugating enzyme activity; cysteine-type endopeptidase inhibitor activity.